Molecule: messenger RNA, 966 nt
Organism: Penicillium olsonii
Lineage: Eukaryota; Fungi; Ascomycota; Eurotiomycetes; Eurotiales; Aspergillaceae
Source: the annotation of a GenBank genome assembly
AUGUCGCACCAUCCCAAUGUUCCAACCUCUGAGGAGCUACAAGAGUACUAUGGAAGUAUUCCUGCUCAUUGGUCCGGAGCCGAUCCGUCCCAAUUCGUCGGAGCCAACAACCCAUACUGCACAGAGCCUCUAGUUCCCCCAUCUAUCUUGACACCAAUCAGUCUUCCGGAUAGCAGUUUCCGCCCAAGCCCAGCACUCAGUCAUCCAGAAGACUAUCAAGACUACCAAUACACCAUCAAUGACUCUAUUCCCGGCUCCCAAGGCCUGGGAAUCACAGCCAACUUCCCUGAUGAAUUUCCCCGGACCUCAGCCCCAACAUCAAACUACCUCUUUGCCCCAGUCCCAGGUGAUCAUCAUCAUGGGAUGAUUCAAACACCCAGCCAGUCCCCGCAGGGCCCACCAUUACACAAGCGCGCCAAACGCCAAUCUUCUGGGUCAUCUUCGCGCGAACCACAUGCUCAUACACCAGUCAGCAUUCUCCCGAACCCCGAGGGCGUUAUUAGAAUGGAGCAAGAUCGACAGAACCCCCAACCAAUUAGCAUGCCCCCUAAGCCACGAGCUCCGGGGCGUGGGCGCCGGGACCCCCAGGCAGAAGAGGAAGAUGCAUUUGUGGAAAAUCUGCGCAACGAUAACGUAGCUUGGAAAAAAGUGAGGGAAGAGUUCCAAGAACGAUUCCAUAAAGAUGCGUCCGAGGCUCGCUUACAGAUGCGCCUUCUUCGCCGACAGCGAGAGCGAUUGACGCGCUGGGACUCUUCAGAUAUCAGGGAACUUGGGGCUACAAGAUCAUACUCGCCUGACCAGUGCAGAGCACAGAUUCGACUUUUAGAGACAAAACAACACCAGCGAGAUCGAAUCAGUGCUUCACCCUCUGCCUUGUCUGAUCCUGCUCCCACGACACCUAAUUUGUCUCGAAAACGGCAACGGACACACUCCUUUGCGUCGGAGUUCGACGAUGGUUUCUUCUAA